Staurois parvus is the source of this 357-nucleotide messenger RNA. The record is from the annotation of a GenBank genome assembly. Lineage: Eukaryota; Metazoa; Chordata; Amphibia; Anura; Ranidae.
ACUGCUAGGCACUGACUGGCACAACCGCUGGGCACUGACUGGCAGCACUGCAUUGAUGGGCACUGGUGGGUGGCACAGGUGGGUGGCACUGGUGGGUGGCACAGGUGGGUGGCACUGGUGGGUGGCACUGCUGUGCACAGGUAGGUGGCACUGCUGGGCACAGGUGGGUGCACUGCUGGGCACAGGUGGCCGGAACUGGUGGGUGGCACUGCUGGGCACUGAUCAUCAGGGCACUGAUGAUCAGUGCCCUGAUGAUCGGUACCGAUCCCUGCUCUGACAACUGCCGGUUCUUGGCAGUACUUUCCCUCGUGCUCUGACAGCGUGAGGAAAGUGCAGCCGAGAACUGGCAAUUGCAUU